UCCUGAACCGAGUUGGCAGGUGCCACUGGUGGAACGAAAACUUCCGAGCAUUUCGCUGGAGAAGAUAGAAGAGGAAUUCCCGAUGCUCCAAUCUGACAAGCGAAAGCACGAGUGGACACUCGUACACAGCUUCUAUGCAGCCAUGGGCGGAUUUGUCUUGGAAGUCGACACAUCCCUAAUUCCAGCCGCAGCUCCGGCACCUCAGUCUAGUUCAUACCGGACUCGCUUCAUCCUCACCGCACAGGGCGUCUGCUUUCUCAUGAAGCACGCACCCGAACUCGUGCCCGACCUAUCCGCGAUAAGCAUCCGCAAUCGUUGCCAGUCUGACGCGCUCACUAAGGCGCUACUCGUCGUGCAGCUGCUCUACUUCUGCAUCUCAUGCGCCCUGCGCCUUGCGCAGGCGCUCCCACUGAGCUUACUCGAGAUCUCGACAUUCGUACACGCUGUGUGCGCCGUCGCGACGUACGCCGUCUGGUGGAAGAAGCCGUUCAACGUCGCAGAACCUACCGUCAUCACCGGCGAGGGCAUCGAAGAAUUCGCUGCGUAUCUGCUUAUGGCAAGUCGCUGGACGACGUUUCGGUAUGCGGGCCUCGUGCAGUUGUCGUCCCCCAGCGAACUUUCGUCCCUCGACGUUUUCCCCAGGACCGGCGCGAUGCCCGCAAGCAGUGGCGAUCAUCCCCUUCGGUAUUGCCUUCUGUUGAAGAUGAUUGAGGACAUACUUGCGAAGAGUCUGUAGUCCUUCCAGGCCAAGUCGCCUGCUGUGUCGAGGAAUACAAUUUCCAGGUCUGUCCAGACACAGACCAACAUUAUGCGCGCGUCAGCCUGUCCUCAGAGGGCAGCAGCGACCCAACGCGCCGUCCGCACGCCACUGUCACGCGUUGGGAGCGCGCCGCGCGAGUCAUGGCGCACAUGGGAAGUGCUGAAACGCCACCCGAAGUGACCCUUCUGUCUCAGCACGGCGGCCUGCAGGAGUCGGUGCUUGGCAUCGACGCGCCGCUGUACUGGGUCCUUGUCCCCGGGUCUAUCGUUUUGGUCUAUGGGAUCGUCCACAUUGCUGCGUGGAACAUAGCGUUCCCGACCGUCGCAGAACGCACGCUCUGGCGCGUUGCGUCGCUCGUUGCGAUCAUGUGUGGCAUUGCCCCACCCAUGUCGCUGUACAUCUGGAACAAGCUCCUGGCGCAGCCCGAUAUCGUGCAUGCUAUUCUCAAGCGUUACUUCCGGCACAUGCCCCAUUUCAACUUCGCACCUCUGAUAUAUCUGUCCCAUACGGAGCUCUUCGGCACGAUUAUACUGUAUUCGAUAUGUAUGGCUCUUUUGCUUGUAGAGAGCGUAAGACAAGUUUUCUACCUUCCAGCUGACGCAUUCAAGCUUCCCGACUUCUCUAUCCAUGUGCUUCAUCUGCCUUGAACUCUCUAGUAUCAUAUAUCGUAGUCUGUCAUUUUUAUAUAGCGGACUGGUUUAUAACCUAUGAUCAAU
Messenger RNA from Phanerochaete carnosa HHB-10118-sp, 1476 nucleotides. RefSeq lists its product as uncharacterized. The transcript has a single exon. The coding region runs from base 83 to 736 and encodes 217 amino acids. The record is from RefSeq and is a predicted model, not a curated record. NCBI's taxonomy places the organism in Eukaryota, Fungi, Basidiomycota, Agaricomycetes, Polyporales, Phanerochaetaceae.